CAGCUAACUAAUCUACCGAACUACUUAAGGGUCAAUUGUGAAUAAACUUUCUUUUCUCGCGUUUAGCUGGGCAUAUGUCUAUCGUAUGGUUUGAUAGCAUAAGUCAUCAGCGUAAUCCAUGCAAGAGGCCUAUUGAAAACAAUAAUUUUUGUAACAAAAAACGGAAGAAUUACAGGCAUACACCUAUAUCUAAGAAACCUCAGAUAAUUCAGUCAUCUGGCCCUAACAGUGCUACUCAUAGUCCUUACGUCGUAGCUCCAUCUAUCCAAAAAUUACGUGAGAAUAUUUUGAGUGCCUAUGUAGUUAAAGAAACAGAGAUGAUAGCAUUUUUUCAUUUGCUGGAGGAUACCACAAUUAAAAAGUUUCUUGCAUUCGACAUGUGCUUCAAAUAUGCGGACAAUUUUGGGAUUGCGUAUGUGUUCGCCUAUUUUAAAAGAUGUAAUCUUUCAAUUCAAGAAUAUAAUCGAAUGAACUUUUUUUGCUGUCUGUAUCUUGUGCAUGAUAUAGAAGAAGAUGAUGGGGAUCACAAAUAUGAAAUUCUUCCAUGGGCUCUUGGUUCAUUUUGGCAACAGAAAAUGUCGAGCUUUUCUCGACAGAAAGAGGCUUUAUGGGCUAGAAUGGAUUAUCGAGCUGUGGUUAGCUAUAGAUGCUGCAAAGAACUAAUGAGUAUUUUUCCAUCACAUCCUGUAUGGGGCCGAAACAGACUUCCACAUCAUGGAGGAGCUAUUCGAGCUUAUCUAAAGCCCACUGACUCGAAUAUUCCGCAGGGUCCGAAGUCUAUUCCAAGACUAUGUGAUGCCUGUAAACUGUUCUAUGCAAGAGACACUGUUCCUAAAUGUUUAAUUGCAAGUGAAAACUUCCUUACCCCAGAAAAUUCCCCAAACCUAAAUGACUCAGCUUUCCAUAGUCUAUUUGAAGGUAAAAACUACAAAUUUGCUAAAAUCAGCAAAAUUAAAGACGAUUCGUUCAGCAGCUUUAGAAACGAGAAUGGAUCAAACAUGAGUACUGAGUUUCAAUCAUUUAAUUCAUGCUGUAAUGAAAGUUGGCUUUCUCAAGAAACGUACUGUUAUGAGAGAACCAUUUCUGGUAUUGAAAACGAAUAUUGUAUUAUAGAUGAAGAAUAAAAGAAAGAAAACUGAUGAAACACAUAAUUCGCAGUCUUAAAAACUUAUAGUCACGCUGUAAAUAAUUUUUGUACGUCAUAUACUGUAACAUGUUAAGUAAAUAAUUCGCAAAUUUUAGAAUUAAAAGUUUUACACAAGCA
Molecule: messenger RNA, 1264 nt
Organism: Schistosoma intercalatum
Lineage: Eukaryota; Metazoa; Platyhelminthes; Trematoda; Strigeidida; Schistosomatidae
Source: the annotation of a GenBank genome assembly